AUAAAAUGGGAGCAUAGACUAUUCAAUGAACAGUUUGCAAAUAUUCUUCCGACUAAGUGGGUUCGCAACAUGUCUUUCGCCUCGCACUUACAAUCUGUUCUUGAAGAACUACAGAUUAAAGAUGCUGAGCGUAGCAAAUAUACGUUCCAUGCACAGACUAUCUGCAACGAGCUUAUGAGAUCAUUGCAGCAAACUGAUAAGGCUUUUAAGAAGGCGUUCGAUGGACUGAGUUUGACUGGCAGCUAUUUGGAUCGUCUUAAGCUAAAGACUCCCGACGAAUUCGAUUUACAUAUGAAACUGAAGCUUCCAUUCCACAUAAUACCCAAACGCGACAUUCUACGCCCUGGCUUCGUUUUUUUGUUUACAUCAGAUGCAAUUGACCAUCCACUUGUCGAAAAUUCUUACGUGAAUCAUAAGCGCUUGCAAUCAUGGCUACGUGAUGGAUUUACCCAUGUAUUGCUUCAUGAAUGUAAAACAAUUAACGUUGACGGUGAGACUUAUACGCUUAAAUAUGGGAUGAAAGGAUAUGGCUGUGCCCACACUAUAGUUGCUUCGAGCAAUGCUCGAAAAAUCUCCUUUGAUUUAGUGCCAGCUUUUGAAUUCUCCUACAAGGAUUGGCCAUUAAAUGAUCCACCUGUUACGCCACAGGUGCGAGAAGAUUGGCCCUGGUUCGCCAUACCACAGACCAAGGCCCCGAGUGAUGACAGAAGCUUUAUGGUCUGCGCACCACACUGGGAACGUGAAAUGAUGACGAACAAGUAUAAUUUGAAGAACACGUUGCGCCUGAUGAAGGCAAUGCGCGACGUUCACAAAGACCAUUUGCCUCAUCUGACCAGCUAUAUGCUAAAAACCGUUAUCCUACUAGAACUGUCCAAUGCAACCGAUAAUUUGUGGCAACAGAAUGAGGGAAAGACGCUAGUUCUCAUGUGGUCCAAAUUGGUACAAUAUUUUAAAAAAGCAACUUUACCAUAUUUCCUAGCCCCUGAUUGCAAUCAUUUUGAUCGCAUGAACGUUAAAGAUUUCAAUGCAUGCCGACAAAAAGUUGAUCAGUUGUUAACCACACUCACUAGUUUGGCUAACAGUCCCAGCACCCAUAAAGCCGUACGUGAACUCUUUAUUGAUUAAUCAUUUCUAAUAGUUUAUCUAAUAAACGCUAAUAUGUCUAUGUAAACAUUUAUAUUUUGAAUCAUGUAUACUC
Drosophila arizonae is the source of this 1198-nucleotide messenger RNA. Its product is annotated as cyclic GMP-AMP synthase-like protein. Lineage: Eukaryota; Metazoa; Arthropoda; Insecta; Diptera; Drosophilidae. The record is from RefSeq and is a predicted model, not a curated record.